AUGAGAAUACUUAACCAUUAUAAAAUAUCAAGAGUUGCUAAGGAAGCAGAAACAGCGCACGAAAAAUUAAAACGUAUCAUAGAAACAACAUAUGCUACUAGAAACUAUUUACUGGCAGGUUUUUCACUUUUCUUUACAUUAGUUACUUGGAGAUUAUUUGACUUUAUAAUAUUUUCAGCAAAACUUUAUGAAUUCUCUCAACUGAUGUCAAAUUAUCAUGUGAUUGACCUCAGCUGUAUUCAAGAUUCAUCUGAACCACGUCCAUCCAUUAUAAACGACAAUUUUGAGUUUGAAGAAGAAGAAAAUGAUGGCGAAAACAUAAAAUGGCCUUCCGUAAUCAAACUACAUAAGCAAGAUGCUAAAACACUAAAAUCUUUUUUCCAAACAGAUGAAAUUAAAAGUGAGAAGGGACCAACUGAAGAAGGUAAAAUUGUUAGAGAUGAUAUUAAUGGUGCAGUGGAAACAAACAGUAAAAAGACGGAACAAGUUCUAGAAAAUUCGACAAACGUUCCAGAAGAGCGAGAUAAAAAAGACUAG
Messenger RNA from Arctia plantaginis, 537 nucleotides. Lineage: Eukaryota; Metazoa; Arthropoda; Insecta; Lepidoptera; Erebidae. The record is from the annotation of a GenBank genome assembly.